AUGCCGCUGCUGUUCGCAGCUACCCUUUUCGCUACACCGGUCCUCGCACAGAACUACAGGGACAUCGAGCAAUCCGAACCCGAAACGCAGGAAGUUCGAGAGAACGCGGAUGCCGUGAGGGAGCUUGCAGCACUCCGCGCUCAGGUCGCCCAACUUGAGGUCUCACUGCUGCUCGCCCACCGAUCGGUUUCAUCGAGUUCGGAUAGCACCGCCGCAUACGCCUCCGAGAAGCAGAACGCGAUGGGUCGUAUGGGCGAAUUGGGUGGUAAGCGUCAGAUGGGCAUGACCGCCAUGGGAGGAAUGGGGCCCUCCGAUGCCAAUCGCAUGGGUGGCAUGCGCAGCAUGAUGGGCAUGAGUCCGAAGGCGAAAGAUGUCGACGGCACCACCGACGCUAUGGAAGUUCGCUCUAAUCUUCCAGGCUUUCCUGGCGCAUCGCACAUCUACCAUAUCGGCGCCACCGGCUUCUUCCUCGACCACAGCGAGCACAUUGGCCUGACACUCGAACAACAAACUCGUCUGAACGAAAAGAAGCAGGAAAUCAUCCUCGCCCAGUCGGAUUACGACCGCCGCAUCGAGGGCCUCGAAGAAGUGCUGUGGUCACUGACGGCCGCGUCUACCCCCGACAUCAAUCGCAUCGAGACCGAGGUCCGCGCCAUCGGAGUGCUGCGUGCCGAGAAGCGUCUCGCGUUUAUCAGAGCGGUGGGCGAGGCUGCCCAGAUUCUGACUGUUGAGCAACGGCAAACCCUCGCAGGAACCCGCCCCAUGGACAUGACUGGCCAGAGCAAGGACGACUGA
Messenger RNA from Symbiodinium sp. CCMP2592, 795 nucleotides. NCBI's taxonomy places the organism in Eukaryota, Dinophyceae, Suessiales, Symbiodiniaceae. The record is from the annotation of a GenBank genome assembly.